This is a messenger RNA of Mytilus trossulus (common blue mussel), 2144 nucleotides long. RefSeq lists its product as uncharacterized. Gene Ontology annotation, molecular function: oxidoreductase activity. The coding region runs from base 270 to 2144 and encodes 624 amino acids. The transcript is spliced from 7 exons. NCBI's taxonomy places the organism in Eukaryota, Metazoa, Mollusca, Bivalvia, Mytilida, Mytilidae. The record is from RefSeq and is a predicted model, not a curated record.
GUAGCAGUGCCCCCUGUAAGAACAAUGGCUACUGUCGAGAAACUGGAUACAACAGUUACCAAUGUAUAUGCAUCACCCCAUGGGAUGGCCCCACAUGUGAAGUCAGAAUUAACCCCUGUGUGUUACCUCCUGACAUAGGGGAUUGUAACCAGACAGUACGGAGAUACUACUAUGACAGAUUUGAGGAGAUAUGUUUGCCUUUCAAUUUUACAGGUUGUGGAGGGAAUGCCAAUAACUUUUUAACCCUAUCAGCAUGUCAGGAUCUAGCCAUGAGAGGAGCAUGUUGUUACCGGAGGUUUAAAUCUACCCUACAAUCGGUCAUCAGUAGUGACCAGAAAGAGGACAAAAGAUGUGAAGUAUUAAAUUUAGGAGAAUGUAAAGGUGUCCAUAGGAAAACAUUUAGUGGUUAUACAACAGAAGUGAUAGGAUUCUUCCCUGGAUUGUCAUGUAAUGAUGCUGGAUGUACAGUGCCCCCUAGUGGUUGUUCCUAUGGUAACAGGGUAUAUAAACCAGGGGAGGUUAGACAGUCCUGUCAACAGAGAUGUACAUGUGAAGUAGACAAUCUAUGGAUAUGCAGCUGUGAAAGACCAUCAGUGAGAAAAGAAAUUCGUGACCUGACUUCAGAUGAACUGAUCGCCUUACAAGUGGCUAUUCAAAAGGUCAAACAAUCCGGCCCUGGGAAUGCUUGGGACAGGAUGCGAGACAUGUAUAUCCAUCAUGGCAUGUUCUCACAUGGGAGUGCCUUCUUUCUCCCAUGGCAUAGAUAUUACUUAAGAAAUUUAGAACAAAUUAUACAAGAAGUAGACUGUUCAGUAACUCUGCCAUAUUUUGACUUCACAACAGAUGUUGGUGAUUUUGCUAAUGCUAUAAUCUGGCAGCCAAACAUGUUUGGUGGAAACGGUGAAGGACGACAGGGCUGUGUUACUGACCAUCCCUUUGGUCAAUCAUGGAGACCUUGUAUACGUAGACGUUUCAAUCCAAACAUCCAACUCCCGUCUCUGGUUGAACUAGCUCUUGCUAUUAGUAGUGAGGAUUACACUACAAUGAGUUUAUGUUUAGAAGCCUAUGUCAGCUACCUCCAUCAGUACAUUGGUGGGGAUAUGGGUGAAAGUACUGCUCCCUAUGAUCCGGUCUUCUUUGCUAUUCACGCUUUUAUUGAUAAACUAUACUGGGAUUGGCAACAGCAAGGUAACAACAAGUUUAAAUUCCCAGCAGCUUACGGUAAGAUACCAAUGGUGCCAUUCAAUGUUCAACCUAGUGGUGUCCUUGACUCGGAGAAUGACCUCUGUGUGACCUAUGCCUUGACCUCCAGAGGCCAUCCUUGUAAUAGAACAGAUGAUGUACGAGAGGACACAGAAGAUAGAGGUGACAUUCCAGCUAAUACAGUAGAUAGAUACAAUUCUUACUAUGAUGUACAGGGAUUUGAUAGAAGUGGAUUUAACAGGAAUGGUUACCAUAGAUCUGGCUACAAUAGAGAUGGUUACAACUUGGAUGGAUAUAAUCGUCAAGGAUACGAUCGCUAUGGUUACAAUGUCAAAGGUUAUUCUAUAAAUGACUACAACAGAAAUGGAUAUGAUGUCAAUGGUAAUCCAGACACAUCUGGUCGCUAUAGUGAUGAUGGCUUUAAUGACUUUUGUUCUAACAGGCUAGGUUUGAGCAGAGAAGGUUAUGAUAAGUAUGGUUUCACUGUUAGUGGUUAUGACAUAAGACAUUGUAACUACUUAUUUAAUGGACCCUUUGCUGCACUACAGUCAUAUAGAAUAUGGGAGAUACUAUCAUCACAGGACAAGGGAUUUCUGAUGUCAGUACCAAGGACAUGUCCACGACUAAAUACAGUAACACCAGAAUGGGCAAGUCACUUUUGGAUGGGACAAAUCAAGGAUGUAACAUCUAUGGUACCAGUGCAGACACCAGUUUCACCUCUGACCUUACCCUCCUCCAGGUUUUGUUUUGAUACGACCUCAUUCCUAUCGUUAUGUACCUGUGACAGUAUAGCCAGGUGUACAGAGAACCCAUGCCAGACCACCUCAUGUCCAUCCUACCCUGAGGCUGUAUGUUAUAUUGAUUUCUGUAGGGAAUGUAAAGCUGUAUGGUACCUAGACGGGAGGAGGGCGAAUUGUAAGGAAGAAAGAGGUAGGUACUAA